CUUCCGGUCACCAGGCAACUCAGGGGCAUCCCAGCAGCUGCAGCUGGGAAGUUGGCCUAGUAACGCGCCCAUUGCAUUGUGGGGCGUGUAGUCCGGAGGUGAACGAUUUCCUGUGUGCUGUAGUUAAGUGUAAAAGACAGGCUAUGUACAGAGAAUGACACCGGGCACAGAGAUAAACAGACACUAGUAUUAUGCACACAGGCUGAGCACACAGACAGUAUUAUACAAACUCCUCUAUAGAUGAAUUGCCACAUACAGCCAGGGAGUACAGGUACACAGGCUACACACAGGGCAGGGGUGCAGGCUGGACAUGGAGGAAGUGGAUCGGAUCCUAAUUCACAGUUUGCGGACCUGUGGCACGUAAGUACAUACAUACAUAGUACUAUCUGUGUGACCCCCCUCCCUCCUUCCAGGGGUACAUGGUCAUGUGACUUCCCCCCUGAAUUCCAUCAUGUGUUAUCACAUCCAGUGACAUGCCCUGUGUAUUUUAUAUUAUAUCCCAUCCAGUGACAUGCUCUGUGAAUGUUAUAUUAUAUCCCAUCCAGUGACAUGCCCUGUGAAUGUUAUAUUAUAUCCCAUCCAGUGACAUGCCCUGUGUAUUUUAUAUUAUAUCCCAUCCAGUGACAUGCCCUGUGAAUUUUAUAUUAUAUCCCAUCCAGUGACAUGCCCUGUGUAUUUUAUAUUAUAUCCCAUCCAGUGACAUGCCCUGUGUAUUUUAUAUUAUAUCCCAUCCAGUGACAUGCCCUGUGUAUUUUAUAUUAUAUCCCAUCCAGUGACAUGCCCUGUGUAUUUUAUAUUAUAUCCCAUCCAGUGACAUGCUCUGUGAAUGUUAUAUUAUAUCCCAUCCAGUGACAUGCUCUGUGAAUGUUAUAUUAUAUCCCAUCCAGUGACAUGCCCUGUGUAUUUUACAUUAUAUCCCAUCCAGUGACAUGCCCUGUGUAUUUUAUAUUAUAUCCCAUCCAGUGACAUGCUCUGUGAAUGUUAUAUUAUAUCCCAUCCAGUGACAUGCCCUGUGUAUUUUACAUUAUAUCCCAUCCAGUGACAUGCCCUGUGAAUUUUAUAUUAUAUCCCAUCCAGUGACAUGCCCUGUGUAUUUUACAUUAUAUCACAUCCAGUGACAUGCCCUGUGAAUUUUAUAUUAUAUCACAUCCAGUGACAUGCCCUGUGUAUUUUACAUUAUAUCACAUCCAGUGACAUGCCCUGUGUAUUUUACAUUAUAUCACAUCCAGUGACAUGUCUGUAUUUUAGAAUAUAUCCCAUCCAGUGACAUGUCUGUAUUUUAGAAUAAAUCCCAUCCAGUGACAUGUCUGUAUUUUAGAAUAUAUCCCAUCCAGUGACAUGUCUGUAUUUUAGAAUAUAUAACAUCCAGUGACAUGCCCUGUGGAUUUUAUAUUUUAUCUCAUCCAGUGACAUGCCCUGUGAAUUUUAUUUUAUCUCAUCCAGUGACAUGCCCUGUGAAUUUUAUAUUUUAUCUCAUCCAGUGACAUGCCCUAUGUAUUUUAUAUUGUAUCACAUCCAGUGACAUGUCUGUAUUUUAGAAUAUAUUACAUCCAGUGACAUGCCCUGUGAAUUUUAUAUUUUAUCACAUCCAGUGACAUGUGUCUGCAUUCCAUGAUGUAUGACAUCCAGUGACAUGUCUGUAUUUUAGAAUAUGACAUUCAGUGACAUGCCCUGUGUGUUUUAGAUUUUAUCACAUCCAGUGACGCCUUGUGCAUUGUAUAAUUUAUCACGUCUAGUGACAUGUCUCUGCAUCCCAUGAUAUAUGAUAUCCAGUGACAUGCCCUGUGUAUUUUAUAAUAUAUGAUAUACAGUGACAUGCCCUGUGUAUUUUAUAAUAUAUGAUAUACAGUGACAUGCCCUGUGUAUUUUAUAAUAUAUAACAUCCAGUGACAUGCCCUGUGUAUUUUAUAAUAUAUCACAUCCAGUGACAUGCCCUGUGCAUUUUAUAAUAUAUCACAUCCAGUGACAUGCCCUGUGUAUUUUAUAAUAUAUCAAAUCCAGUGACAUGCCCUGUGUAUUUUAUAAUAUCACAUCCAGUGACAUGUCUCUGUGUAUUUUAUAAUAUAUGACAUCCAGUGACAUGUCUCUGCAUUCCAUGAUGUAUCCCAUCCAUUGACAUGCCCUGUGUAUUUUAUAUUAUAGCACAUCCAGUGACAUGACCUGUGCAUUGUAGAAGGUAUGACAUCCAGUGAUAUGUCUCUGUAUUUUAUAAUGACAUCCAGUGAUAUGUCUCUGCGUUUUAUAAUAUAACAUCCAGUGACAUGUCUCUGCAUUCCAUGAUGUAUCCCAUCCAGUGCUAUGCCCUGUACAUUCCAUGAUGUAUCCCGUCCAGUGACAUGCCUCUCUCCAUUCCACAGUGUAAGAGAUCACAUGACAUUUCACAUGUCUCCUCCUUUCAACAUGUCUUUUCUAACAUGAUUCUCCUUACACCAGUUCAAUUAACUCUUUCUUCUCUCCUUCACAAAUCAUGUCAUAUGACAUUUUUCUAUGUUAUUUUUAGUUCCAUAUUAUCCUUUUAUCGGCCAUGCAAUGAGUUUCCUGCCCAAUGUAAAAUAUUGACUUUUGAUCUACAUUGUUUUCCAUAUUUUGCAUCUAUUUAUUUACCAGAAAACUAUUGAUGCACCACCUGCAAACAUUUAUCAGAUCACUAUGCUACACACCUUCAUUUACCAGACUGGUUUAAAUACUUGACGCUGCACCCAUUUGCGCCUCAUGGGAUCAUGCUUAAUCUUGCACAUUUUUAUUUACCACCAAGUAAUUGAACAUGCUUCCCCUAUGCACCCCUUCAUGUUCUACCAGAUCGCAGAACAUGCGUAAAGGGAUAUUCCAUUGCCCAAUGCUAGAAAAUAGAAAAUAAACUAAAAAUCACUGUUUAGUAGAUAUACCCCCAAUGAAAACAUGCAUGCUAUUAUUUUUUAUUUUCAUUGGGGGUAUAGCUAGAACAGCUUGGAAAAAUCACAGAUCUCUUGUCUGCAGCCUUUGUAAGUAAUCCCCUUCUAACCCGCUCAGACUUUCUGUGGCUGUCCAAUCACAGACUUCCCAAUGCAGCUCAACGAGAAGUCUUUACAAGGCAGGUACUCUGGGCAAUUGCUGCCUCUUGAGCUUAGUUUCACUAAAUUAAUCAAACCAGGAAGUAGCAGGACCAGUUGUCGGAUUGACAGCCAGGGUGGUGUAACAAGGUUAAUUUAUGAAAGUGCCAAUUGGUAUUAAAAUCUGUACAUUUUGUAAACUGAAAAAAAGGACACAUUCUUUGCACAUAAAGAAUUUAAAUAAGUUAAAGUGCUUUCGAUGUCCAGAAUGUCCCUUUAACCCCGCUCCACUUCACAUACCUUCAGAUCCAUGAACAUAAUUCACCCUGCACCCCUUCAUUUGAACCCCUUUAUUUACAAGUGAAAACUGAUUUUAUCCUGCACCCCUUUAUUUAUACCUAAUGGGACAUUCCUAGUGCAUUCUUGUUGACUUGUCUUGUGAUAUGCCUACUUCUACUAAUGAUCAGGUUUCACAAUCCCACUCACUCAGCCAUUCUACAACAUGUGAUAUGUACUUCCUCUUAUUUUCUAUGCUCCUUGUAACAUAGUAGAUGUGAACUCUACCUCAUUUAUAUUGUUGAUUUUGGUUCCACUUCCUCUCUGGAAUGUGACAAACAUUAAUAACUAAAUACAAGAUUGGCAACAUCUGUAUUACAUUUGAAUGUCCAAGACCUGUUGAAAAAGAAUUAUUUGUUAGUUUAAAAUGUUACCUCGUUCCUAUAUUUGUAAAGACAGAUUAGUUCCUGGCUAUAGCCAUGUGGCCCUAGGGGGAAAAUGUGAUAAUACCUUUGUUACUCAUUCUAUUUGAAACGAAAACACCAUAGUUAAAAUCCCUGCAAGCCCUCUUAACUGACACGGUGGCUACUAUUCUGCACUGCUUUAGGUACGAACAGCUGAAGAGGUUUAUACCCACUGUACCACAGAAUUGCAUAGGGAACACACACCUUUUGAACUCCUCUGUUACAACCCCAAUCCACUACCACUCGGUGUCUGCUACAUGUACUGUAUCCUCCAUUUGAAACAACACUCGCCUCAUUCACCUCAACUAAUUCGUGAGCAAAUGGGAAACCACAAUAGGUGAAACUCUCACCUCUGCUCAGAGAUAUAAGGUCUGCGUUUUAGUGCAUCUCUGUGCCCUAAGCUAUGAAUGACCAGGGAACCGUCUGUCUGACGUCUAUCAUACGUAAAAGGGAGCCUUAGUGACCCAUGUUGAAAGGCCUGAAAACUGACAUACCCUAGCCAGUAAGUCCAAGGAAACGGCCUAGGAGGUACUUACAAUUUGGUACAGAACUCCACAACUACUGAAGGCAAUUUACACAGACCUUGAUGGCCUAUGUUGGUGGUGCCACUCUGCCAAUGGCACCUUUCUACAUAUUUGGUGGGAAUUCCCACUUAUUGUACCAUACUGGAGGAAAAUACACACUAUAUUACAGAAAUUUCCCCCACCCUUCAUUCCAGCUCCUUUUUUCCUGCAGCACACGGUUACUCCAACCUCAUGAUAUAAAAAGAAUCUCUCACCAUGCAAAUCUUAAACGUUGCCAAAGAAGUGGUUUUGCUGUUCUUGAAACAAGACUUAUCUCCUCCCCCACCUAGGGUUUACCAAGACGAAUAAGCUAAGGCUGCUGGUGGAGUUGAUCCUUUUUGCCCAGAGUAAGGCACAGGUCUACCAGGGUACCUGGGCCCAAUGGCUGACUACAGCCUUCUUGCCUGACAUUUCCCAACUACUCACUUACCUAUGAAGCUUUGGCUCAUUGUGGCAUUGUUAGGCCAGCAGUCAUCAUUGUUCUCCCAUGGCCCUGGGUUACCAGUUUCUUUCACCCUUUUAGUCUCAUUUGCCUCUCACGAAGUACUCUGUUACGUAGUGCUUGUAUUGUUCACACCUUAUUUUAAGUUACACAUUUGUAAACAUCAUCGGCUACCAAAGACGACAGUCGCCCAAAUGUACAGUGAUCACAUUGAUUGCUAUGUACAAUAUUUUUUGUCCAUUUGAGAACCUUUAACAUUUGUGCUUACGUUUAUUUGAAAACUCAACAAAAAAAUAAAGGGACACUCCAGGCUUUAUUUACUCCCCAUAUCUCACGUCUUAGAAUUGUAAUAUGUUUACAUACCCCAUUUAUGUGUGUAUGAGCUCUGAAAAAUGCAAAUACAUGUGGAAAUCGACACUGCUCUGUCCUGGAACUGAUACCUCCAUGUUGGCUCCCUGCUGCCAUUGAUGCUUUUCUGUCUUAAGAGAACAUGUAGCAUCACAAGUGUAAAAAGAAUAGCACAAGUUAUAGGUCAUUUACAUUGCUUAAUUCAAUGGUGCAAUUUCCAGAGAAGAAAAAAAAGUGAUCUUAAAAAAAUUUAAAUAAAAAAAAAAAAUAGCAUGCAUUUGAAAGAAAAUACUUAGUUUCUCAAACUGACAGUGGGACUGGAAAACACAUGCUGUAUUGUAUUCCUUGGGUUGACAUGUUUCUGAACCAUCUGUUAUAUAAAAUAACAUAAGUCACUGACCGUUUCCAUUUAUUUAUUUUUGCCUGUCCUCCCUGCAUUAUUACUCAGUAACUGGUGUAGUGCUAAAUUUGGGUCUAGCCCAAUAUCUGUGAAGGGCAAUGAAAUUCAUUUAAUUGGUUAAUACUGUCUACCUUUAAGAGCUGUUAAUUCAGUGUAUUUAUGAAUGAAUGUUGUUUAAACAUAGGAUACCCAGACAAUGUUGAAGUUAUUUUAUUCUAUUAUUAUAAUUUUAUUUAAAAACAUUUUUAAGAAGCCAAGAUCUUGUUAAAAAAAGAGGGGUCAUUUAAAGGGACACUAUAGUCACCAGAACAACUACAGCUUAUUGUAUUUGAUCUGGUUAGUGUAGUUUUUCUUUCUGGCUUUUUGCAGAAAAGUAUUUUCUGAGAAAAUGCUGUGUUUACAUUACAGCCUAGGCAUACCUCCAGUGGCCAUUCUUCAUAUGGCUGAUAGAUGUGCUUCCUGUGGCAGUGCUGCGCAGUGUGACUGGCAUUAAGUGUCUCCACCCUCUGCAUGGAGACACUGUACUUUCCUCAUAGAGCUGCAUUGAUUUAAUGCUGAUUGGCCAGGGCUGUGUUUGACUUGUGCUGGCUCUGCCCCUAAUCUGCCUCCUUGAUGUGAAAGCAUUGUGAUUGGCUCAGAACACCACUUCUGAUUAUGUCAGUCAAGCAGGCAGAUCAGUGGUGGCAGAGCCAGCAGCUGCAGACUGCAAUAAAGGUAAGAUUUUGCGGUAUAUAGGGGGCUAGGUGGUGGUUUUAACACUAUAGGUUCAGGAAUACAUGUUUAAAUUCUUAAAACUGUAAGCAACAUAAUUGUAUGAACUGCCUAUUGCAAUAUUGUUAUUUGCAUUCAGAGAAUGUGUAGAAAAAUGUACAGUUCUCACUAUGACUACUACAAAAAGUCAGUGAUGCUUAUUUUUUUGCACACAGUGAUGUUCCAGAAGACGUACAGAGUGUGCGUCAGUUUAACACAGAGCUUAUUGUGGAGGCCGUGGUGAGAUGUCUCCGUGUAAUAAACCCCUCCAUAGGGGCAAGUCUCAGCCAUACACUACCCCCGGGUAUGUCGGCACGGUUCAGAAUAGGCACCAGUCUUGCACAGGCUUGCCAGGUGAGUGGGAUACGUUAUAUUUAUUACAGGGGAUCUGAUACUAUACUGAUAGGCAAACUGCUACACUGUCACAGGACAUGGCUGUUUUAUAUACAUCUUGAUGUAAAUGUGCACAUUGAUAAGAUGCUUGUGUUGGAGGAUGGCGAGGUACAUGCCACAGUGGGCAUUGUAGUGGGAUGUCUCUCAAUGUAUAAUUUACUUGGGAAUGCCCAGGAGUUGGGAUGUCUGGUAAUAUAUGAAAUAGCUGGGAAUACCCAGGCGUUGGGAUGUCUGGCAGUAUAUGAAAUAGCUGGGAAUACACAGGGGUUGGGAUGUCUGGCAGUAUAUGAAAUAGCUGGGAAUACACAGGGGUUGGGAUGUCUGGCAGUAUCUGAAAUAGCUGGGAAUACACAGGGGUUGGGAUGUCUGGCAGUAUCUGAAAUAGCUGGGAAUGCCAAGGGGUUGGGAUGUCUGGUAAUAUAUUACAUAGCCAGGAAUACCUAGGGGUUGGGAUGUCUGGCAAUAAAUUACAUAGCUGGGAAUGCCAAGGCCUUGGGAUGUCUGCCAAUAUAUUUCAUAGAUGGAAAUAUCCAGGCGUUGGGAUGUCUUGAUAUAUUACAUGGCUGGUAAUACCCAGGCGUUGGGAUGUCACGAUAUAUUACAUGGCUGGUAAUACCCAGGCGUUGGGAUGUCUCGAUAUAUUACAUGGCUGGUAAUACCCAGGCGUUGGGAUGUCUCAAAAUAUAUGACAUAACUUAAGUGGACACUGUAACACAAUGGAGACAAUAACCAUUUUAUUUCAUGAAUGGUUAUAUUGACUGGAGUUCCCUGGCACUGUCCCUCCAUUCAAUGUUAAACCAUUUUUGAACAGUUGAACACUAAAUAAAGGUCCUUGGUCAAUUAUAGCACAGCCCUGACUAGAGGUAUGGCUAAGGCAUUGAUUACACAUUUACUUUUAGCCAUACCGAUUCAUACCAGCAAUGGGCGUUGUAAUAGGCUGAAAUCAGCCAGCUGACACUCUCAGCCAAUCACAUCUACCCACAACUGCAAAACACAGAGGAAUGACUGCUUUAGUUUGUUUAGUGUUAAAAAAAUAAAACUGUUUAACUCUGAAUGAAAUGACUGUACCAUGGGACUACAGACACUAUAACCACUUCAACGAGAUGACAGUUAUAGUGUCCUUUUAGCAAAAUGCACGAAAUUUCCUAUCAUGUGCUGUGAUUUUUAAAUCUAUUAUUCUCUUAGGAUCUGGGAUAUUCAGGUGAAAUCGGUUACCAGACAUUCCUUUACAGCAGCGAGCCUGAUAUCCGAGCACUUCUUAUUUUUCUUGCUGAGAAACUCCCGAGAGACUCCCAGGAGGACUCUCAUCAGCCAGCAGGUACACUGUAAGAGGGAGUAGAAUAAGUAAUUGUUGCUUAAUCUCCGAGUUUUUGAGACCUGAGUUUGAACCCUCAUAGUGCUCAGACAGACGUGAGUUCCUCCCCCAAACUAUUCACAUAUCUAGUCUGUUAAAAAUGUUGCAUUACUAUUAGAUUUGUACACUGUCAGUUAUGUACUUUAUGUAUGUAUGUAGUGGAUUGUUCAUAUAAUUAAAGUUGAACUUUCACCUUUGUAAUGCUCUUUUUCAAGUAGCAUAACAAUCUACUUAUUACAUUUUAAUAAAUAUCUUUUUAUACAUAUCUGUUUAUACUUUACAAAAUUACAUUUUGACAUAUUUGACUUCUAUAAAAGACAUAGAAAAAGCAUAUUGGGCAAAUUAACAUAUUCCUUCCCCCGUUAUCCUUGGGUAUAAUGAUUGUUAGUCCGUGUAUAUUUUUUCAUUGUUUGUUAACUUCAUUGUAUGUUGUCCUUCAUUUCUCAAAGUGUUCGGAAGCUUUAAAUAUGAGUCUCGCAAAUUCAGAAAAAUUAGCAAAGCAUACACCCUGACAUCAUUUCAUUGUGCCAAAAGAUAGUUGGAAAAUCCUACUUAAUUUACAUGAAAUGCCUUCUCUAUGCCAUUGAGGUGGGAAACCAGUCACAUGUUAAAAAGCAAACAUACUUCCAAACUUUUCUCAUGAGCAUGAAAUUUCCUCAUUAAAAAUAAAGUAUCACUUUUUUAAAUGUUAUUUAAGUUUCUGUGCCCCAAAUACUGUUGUUUAAUCCUUUUAUCACAGCUGCAUUAUCCUGUCAUAACUCCCUUAAUAUAUUGCUGUUCGAUGAACCUUUUAGAGUACAGAUACAAUUUAUCACUUUCAAAGUUAACAAUAAUUUAUUUUCUCUUGUCUCUUGCAGGUAAAUCGGCCGUCCUUCAAAGAGACAUCGCAGCCAAAAUAAAACAGCAACUUUCUCAACCCUGGGUGCCUCCAUCAUGUAGAACCCUCUCCGUACAAAGAUCUCAGGUAUGUGCACACAAUGACCAGAAGAUGGCAGUAGAACAGCAUGAAACAAUUCAAUACAAUAAAUACUCCUGCCAAGCAGCCUAUAGAUCUGUCUGGAGAGAACGGCAGGGUUAUUCAGUAAGGUCUGACUGUAACCUAGCCAACAUUGCAUUGCAGGUGGCCCAUUUCAUGUUUAGCCAAACAGAAGCUAUCAUGAGCUAAAAUGAUUGACAGCAAGCUACAAUAAGUAUAUUUAAACUUUUCAGCCACACCAGGAUCAGUGCAUCACAGGCAACAAAUAAUUAAACUAAGAAAAAAAAUUAAAUACAUUGACACAAUAUGGCAGAGUGAAGGCUAUAAGAGUGGUGCCUGCUGGUGUCUUGUAUGGUCAGUGGCCAAAUAUUAUGAUUUUUAUGGAUUACAACUGCAAACAAGUGGUUUUGAAAAGUGUUUAUUUUGCAACUCUGCCACUUACUGGAAAAUAUUAAAAGGAAUACAGUAUUUUUUUUCAGCAUUUGAUAAAUGUUAAUUUUCCUACCCUUUUACAUAAGAUUCUGAUCAUUUACCUAACGCUUGGUUAUUCUUACACAGUUACUUAGCUGAAAAGAAACUUGCGUCCAUCAAGUUCAGCCUUCCUCACGUAUGUUUUUGCUGUUGAUCCAAAAGAAGGCAAAAAAAAACCUAGUCUGUAGCGCUUCCAAUUUUGCAACAAACUAGGAAAAAAUUCCUUCUUGACCCCUUGAAUCAGAUGUGAACAUUCCGUCACACUGCAGUGAAUAACUUCAUAAAUUACUGACAAUUCUCUGAAGUGUUCUGGGAACACAUGAGUUCAAAGCAUUGUUUUUAGAUCUCCCCAAUGUUUUUUUUCCAUUGCAGAGCUUGUACCGGUUGCAUCGGUUUCAGUCUCAGGCUCUUUCUAUGGCUGGGGAUCCUUCAACGAAAUCUGUCUCAAAUGGUAAGAAAUACGGAGAUCUGGGAGCUGUAAGUACAGUCAAUACGGAAAAGUCCUACAGGAUGUUAAAUCCUUAUAGAGCUCUCUCUUUCCCCCUGUACAGAAAGAAAGGAGUAUUGGGUGAAAUACCUUCCCUUGAUCAACGUCCAACUGCCUAACGUCCCCUCUCUGGCUGCUUCCCUCCUGGAGAGGAACACAUCGGAGCUCAGUGCGGUGCAGGAAUGGGAGGCCGAAUGGAAGAGUCAGGGUUUGGCCUCUCGUUUAUCCGCAGAGGUAAGAUUCCAUAAUUGCCUUAUAAAUAGGAGAUAUGGUCUUACACACAUUCCCAGAAGAGAAAAGACCCUGGUUGAUUAUUAUUCAUAAAAAUGUAGCAUGAUAAAGUGUUAGCGGGCUGGGAUAUGGGUAGACAUUGGAAAGUGGAUACUAUUUAUAAAAUCACAAAAACACAUUGGAUUUUAUGAAAACUGUUUGAAAACCACAUAACACAAUAUAAAGUUUACUUUAAACAUGAAUAUGCCAUCUGUGUAUGACAGGUCCAUGGUAAAGGAGACAUCUCAUUAAACAUGUUUUUGUUCUGCUUUGUAAAUAAAAUACAGUAUGAUCUACAUUAUAUUUGUUUAAAAUUGUUGAUUAGUGUGUGUUGAUUUUUUGUUGAUGUGAAGCUUACCAUUGUGGGUCAAAGUAGAUCUGUCACUUUUGGGCUCUUUUCAUAUUUUCCUCAACAUGCUAACUUGGUGGGCGGUAGCCUGGGGUGAAGCAAGCAUGAGAUAUUCUUAUGCAGGUAGAAUCAAUUCUCAUGUAAAGAAAUAUACAGAGAAGUCGAGGGGAAAAAAGACCUAGCAUACAGAGCUCUUAAACUGGAUAGAAAUAGGGAUACACCAAAAACCUAUUAGAACAAUGUUUAAAAAUGUAUUCCACUAAAUAAGCAGCAAUGGGAAUCCAGGAGCUAAUAAAUAAGCAUCAAAUAGAAAUAUAAUACACAAGUGCUAAAAAUGUAUAAAAAUGUAGAGAUAUGUGUGGCAAGGUUAUCAACCCAGGAUGCCAAAAUCUCUGGGUAAAGAUAAUCAAUGCCUAAUAUUAUACUUUCAUACACAGUGUAGGCUUGAAAGAUAGACUAGCAUAAUCCCCUCAGAAUAUACAGACUGCCAUCAUGCACAAUAUAGUAUAUGAUAUGUAAUAAUAAGCAGAUGCCAGUAUAUGAAACUGGCUGCUAAAAAGCAAUGUAAAAAGAGAACUAUAUCGCCAGAGAGUAGCUUAAAAUAACAAAGUCAAUUUUAUUGAAAAUAUAAAAAUAUACUAAAAACAUAUGUUCACAUUUGAAGCAAUAGGUGAUAAAAGGUGGAUAUUGCACAAAGACCUUAGAUGCCGGCACGGAUGGAUCUGGAUGAUAAUUCCUGAUACAGUAUCUGAAUGCUGGUAGCCGGUAAGGCCGGUUUGCGUGUCACAGUGCGUUCCACCUCGAGCCUCACUUCGGGGGGAAUUACACUGCUCGUCAGAUCGUGCUGUUGAGAAGGCUAAACUUCAAGCUGAUCGCCGGACUGUUGUGCUCGCACCUCUUCCCUCUAUCGCUGUGUGAACUUUCUUGAAGAAACAUAUUCUUAGCUGAAGCUCACUUUGCAGGCCCUGCCAUCUGUCUGGUGGGCUUGGUCUUCAUCUUCUGUUGGUUCAUCCUCUAGGAAUCCGUGAUAAUGUUGUAUUCUUGCACAUGCACAAGAAUAAGACCUUCCAUAUAAUUGCUCGCAAAAUGAGUGAAAGUGUGUUUUUCCCAAAGCUAGCUACUUCUGAUGAGAAUUGACAAAAGUUGAUGGAAGUUUAACUUUUUGCCAACCUCUGCUUGGCCCUUUGUAUUAUAUUUAUUGAUUGUUUUGAGGUUUCACUAAAAUAUGAGUGUACCAAAAAGGACACAUCUUUGCUAAAUUCUCAAAACUGACAGAGCUACUUUAACUUCUGAUCCUUCAGUUGUUAGUGCUCCAGUGCUGUAUAUUUCAUACUUGUUAAAACAUCAGGGCACAUAUUGGAUUCCCAGCAGCGUCAGAUGUGCCUUCUACAGUACAUAUUUCCAAAGUCUAUAAAAUGAGUUCCAUUGAGUUUGAUGAGAAUGUUAUCAAGACACCAGGACACACUGGUAAACCAGUGCUAAAUAUCCUGAUUUUAGAUAAUUUACUUCCAUUACUGUAUCUCGAUAUCUUACUGGAUGGAAAUGUGUUUUAUAGUGGAUAAUAAUUUGUGGUCGCAGCCACAAGUUUGCAUAAUAACUGAGAAUUCUAAAAAGGUAUCCUGAAGUUUGAAAAUGGCCUUAAAGGGACAUACCUAGAAAUGUUAUGAUAAGAAAGUGUUUAGAGAAAAUGCUAGAUUCUACAGAAAAGAAUCUUUAAGGUGAUGUAAAUGUAUGGAUGUAGGGGAGGAGUGAGAGACCAGUAUGAAUAGGACACUAAUCCAGGUGAACGAUGGUGGCCUCUUACUAGUCAAACUUUAAUAAGACCAUCAGUCUUUUCCUGUCUAAAUAAUAUGUGUUGCUCCUGCAGGACUACCGCAGCAGAAAACGCCAGCGUCUACAAAAACGAAUACAGGACCAACUUCGCCAAUCCAGCCAACUCCUUGCAGAGAAUCAGACUCCGUCCUCAUCCUCGCAGGACCUCCUGGAAAUGCUGAAAGCUUUUAACGUGGAAACGGGGGCUGAUCACAACAAAGGGUCCAGAUUCACUCAUGCCCAGAAAUUCACUCAUCAGCAGGUAACCUGUUCUAUUCCAAAUUAAAUGUAAAUAACAAUUAGGGGGAACCUGCCCUUUUUAAAACAAUUUUUUUUUUAAUACUUAGAUUUAAAUGUAGUGUAUCACAGUACUACCAGUUUAAUGGGUUUUACAUUUUAGUGUCCCUUAAGGACACGACAUGUGUGACAUGUCAUGAUUCACUUUUAUUCCAGACGUUUGGUCCUUAAGGGGUUAAAGGGAUCCAUCAAGCAGUGACACACAUCAGGUGAAAUAUGUUGUUUGGGUUAUAGGUUAUUAUACUGGGUGUUAUUUGUUCUGUUUUGUUUGGUCGUUUUGUUUGUUUAAGUGAAAAAAACACAUUUAUUGGUAUGGUAGGCUACUCAGCCUCAAUUCAAAGCUGGCACCGAUUAUGUGGAAGCUACGGAGCUCAAGGCUCAACCAGGCUAUCUUCCUAAUGAUAGCUGCUGUACUCAGCAAAGUUCAGUCUCUACAGUAUGGAGACUGAUCAUUGCUGGCUCACUGCUGGUUUGUUUUUAGUGUCCGACCUUCCUUCUCUUGUACAGGUUUAACCAGUGCUUUUAGUGCUGUUAGAAUUUCUUUCAUGUCUUUGAUAUGUCAGGCUCUGUUGGGUAUGAGACCUUACUUAGAGGUGCUUAGCAUUUGGCGUGAUUUGCCUGUUUUGCUGUUUUCUAACAAAUAUGUUGUGUUCUUUGUAUUUGUGUGUGUGUGUGUGUGUGUGUAUUUUUUAUAUAUUUUCAGAAUGAAUGUCAUAAAGAUUUAUUUGUAUAAAAUCUUUGUUUCUAUAUAGAUUGCAGACAUUAAUAAGAAAUCGACACAUUUGCUUGAUAUGCAUUGACCUAAAAAAUAAAUCUAAUUCAAUUUUCAGAAAUAUACACCACCUUUCUGUAUCCUAUUGUGUUAAUAUUAUUAGAGAUAUAAUUUCCAUAUUCAAAUCUCUGCUGUAGAUAUUCUCACCGUCCGUUUCAUGAGAGAGUCUAAAUCUUUGUUAAUCAGAUCUCUCUUUGUCUUUUAUCAGGACCCUCAAAGGCUGAGGGAGCAGAUGCAGAGGGCUUCAGAAAUUCUUCCUAAGAAAGACACACAGGUAAAGCAAUCAGUAUAAGGCAGGGAUAGGGAUUCUAUGGCAUGGGUAUCACCCUCUGAGUUCACAUUGUGUCUACAUACAUGGUGAUCGCCAUCAAUCAUGAAGUUCUAAUCAAAUGCUGCACUUGAUGCCCCAUGAUGUUAUUUUUAGGUAACUUGACAUGUUGUAGCGCUGAUGUUGAGUGAGGUGAGGGGAGAUGACAAACACAACUUGGAGAAACAGGUGACUCAAAGAGCAAAGUGAUCAUUGGAUAUAUAUAAGGGGAUUUUGCCUUAGGAAAGGGUGAAUCAAAUUGAAAGUGGGCACUUGCAAAGCUUUAGCUAGAGUUCUGCAAAAUAUUGGGCACUUUGACUCAAAAUUGCCACCAUAUAGUGCUGGAGCUCGGGGAGAUAUGGGGGAUGUGUUUUGCCUUAUGGGGCAUUGUCCAAAUGAGAACCUGCUGCAGUAUUUAUAAUUCUGAUUUAUUGUACGACUCUUACUGCAGACUCUGUGUUCUGGUGGGCCAGUAAAAUAGUGUACUGUUCUACUCCUUUGUCAAAUCUCAAGUCUUUUCCCCUUACUUAAUGGCGUUACGAACAGCUAAGCUUUGGUGAUGUAAACCUAUGACUUUGAAUAGAAAAUAAUCACACCCAGAUUACUGACUGCACUCUGUUAUCAAGCCAUUGAUUGAAUGUUAAAAAGUUAUUUUAGUGCAAUAUGAUCUGCUAUUAAUUGUGGUCACAUAUUUAUUUCUGACAUGGUAAAGGAGCACUAACUAACUUGUAUUUAUGGGUACAAUUCUAGCCAUAAAGCAUAUUCUUCUCAUCAAAAACUGACAUCUGUUUGUUUGGAGACUUUAUUUAUGUUUUUUUUUUUUUUUUGCCAUUUCUUUCAUGUCUAAGGAUGUGGACACAGAACAGCAGGAGUUAACAACUUUACAGCAACAAAUAGAUGUCAUCGAGAGGGAGAUCCAGGAACUCAGUGAGAGUACCAAACUUCUCCAGCUGACCCUGACUCAGGUAGGUUACAGCUGGACAGAAAACAUUGGGGGAGAUGUUGUGAGACUGUGUUAAUGUCCCAUACUGUACUCUCUCAUUCAGGCGAGUAGGGAGGUGAGUGAGACCCGCCAGCAAUGCGAGGAGAAAGAGAAUGUCAUUAGACUGAAGAAAAGAGCAGUGGAAUUGCUACCUGACGCUGAUAACAACCUUGCCAAGUUACAGGUAUUCUUAUACAGAGCUCUGAAUAGAGCAGCCUUCAUAACUGAUACAUCAGUGUGCACACAGGGCCCCUGAGUCACCAAGCAAUCAAUGUGCACACAGGGCCUCUGAGUCACUAAUCCAUCAGUGUGGACACAGGGCCCCUGAGUCAACAAACCAUCAGUGUGCACACAGGGCCCCUGAGUCACCAAGCCAUCAGUGUGCACAGGGCCCCUGAGGUGUGCACACAGGGCUGAGUCACCAAGCCAUCAGUGUGCACACAGGGCCCCUGAGUCACCAAGCCAUCAGUGUGCACACAGGGCCUCUGAGUCACCAAGCCAUCAGUGUGCACACAGGGCCCCUGAGUCACCAAGCCAUCAGUGUGCACACAGGGCCCCUGAGUCACCAAGCCAUCAGUGUGCACACAGGGCCCCUGAGUCACCAAGCCAUCAGUGCGCACACAGGGCCCCUGAGUCACCAAGCCAUCAGUGCGCACACAGGGCCCCUGAGUCACCAAGCCAUCAGUGCGCACACAGGGCCCCUGAGUCACCAAGCCAUCAGUGCGCACACAGGGCCCCUGAGUCACCAAGCCAUCAGUGCGCACACAGGGAACCUGAGUAACCAAGCUAUCAGUGUGCACAUAGAGCCCCUGAGUCAGUAAUCCAUGAGAGUUCAGAGAGCCCUUGAUUCACUAAUACAUCAAUAUACAGAGAGCCCCUGAGACACUAAUCCUUCAUUGUACACACAGAGACUUUGAGAAAAUAACCAAACAGUGUAACACAACCGUGUAAGACUAAUCAGUGUGCGAAUCACUGUCUUCAGAGUACACACUCUUGAAUCAAUAAUCUACCAGUGUAUGCAGAGUCCUGUAUAAGUAAUAGGAUACAUCAUUAUACUCUGUGUAUUAGUGUGAACAGAAAACUGCCCUAAACCUGUUCACUCUAUCCACACACAAAGCUCUGAAAAUUAUCUUAUAUCCUCCUUUGUUGUUUGAUCUUGACAUCAGCCCAAAAGUAUAAUAAAAUCUUUAAAUUGAUCGUGUGUACAUACCCAUAAAUCUCAGCAGCAAGCUUAAAAUUACAUUUUAAAUGAGUUUGUCAUCUGUCCCCACCUUUCCUACAUUUUACUUGGCUGGCAACUGAUCCAGCCAAUCACAAUUCUCCUUUGAGGUCAAUGAAGGUCUAGUCACUUACAAGUGCAUAAACUGUUAUUGUACAAGUUUCUGUUGAGAGAAAUUCCAUAUUGGCAACUUUUUGUGAGAUGUAACCUGCUCUCUGACAUACGAAAUAUAUCUAUAGUCAACCUGAAUUAUAAGCAAAAUGUUCUUCUAAAUCUUCUACUUCUGUCUUUCACCUCUUUGGGUCAGAAACAAAUCAAUGCACAACAUCUGAUAUUUUGCUGCCCAGAGGCUCACUAGGAACCAUGCAAGGCAUUCUAAAGAUGUCCUUUAUUAUAAUCUUUACUGAAAUGUAAAUGUAAUCUUCCAGGCUCUGGUGGACGCUAGCGCUCUCCGCAUGGUGAACCUAGUAGGACAAUGGGAGACUCAUCGCGUUCGGCUGCUGGAUGAUUACCGAGAGCUGAGACGGGUUCACCUGGAGCGGGAGGUACAGCAUUUCACUCCCAUCCCCACCGACUCUGAAACAAACACAAAAUGUUUGUUUAUUUUACAAGAAAAGAAAAAAAUCCACAAAAAAAAAAGGAUUUUUUUAUUUUUAUUUAUAUCACAUUUUAACUUAUAAAAAGACAGAUCAGUCUUCAUUAUUGCCUUUUGUACCCUAUAACCAAAUGACUUUAUAAUUCUAGUUUAACUUUAGUUAUUUUACACUCUAUCAUGCCUGCAUGUGUUUACCUGUGAUCAUAAAAUACAUUCGUAUUAAUCAAUUACGUUCUCAAGACUCUGCUGGCAAAACCUUUCACUGAACAGGCUAGACUUGACAUAUUUGAUACUUGUUAUUAAUUAUUCCCUUUGUGUAUUUUUUUUUUUUUUUAUCGCUGUCAACUUUUUGUUCAUAUUAAAAUUAAAAUGCCACAAUCAAAAAAAUUAUAAAAAGAUCCCACAGGGACUACAGGUUCAUUUUGUAUGAUGUGUUAAAAUUAGAGGCCUUCAGCAAUACUUUACAAUAGUCAAUAAGGUGGAACAAUAAGAAUUCCAGAGAGCCUUCGGCUUUAAACUUUUUAUUUUAAAUUUUUUUUAUUUUAUAUUAAGUUCGGUUAAUUCUUUGUGCCUCAUAAUUAUCAAUGCAAAUUCACAACACAAAGCCACCCACUGAAUCUUUAGUUUCUUAAUACUGAAUGUAAACUAUAUUUCAUUGGUUUUUUUUAGUACAUUUUAAACCCUGCAGGACUUUGUACGUAUUGUUUCAACAUAUGCUGAACAAGUACCAUUGUCGUAUGUGAUUGCCUGUACUUAAAUAAAGAAUUUUCAAAAUAAAUAAAUGAAUGAAAGGCCUUUAAGUAUUGAGUUAAGCAAAUACUAUACAGCUUAUCCCACUGAUACUCAGAAGGUUAAUAAAAUGAUUACAGUAACUUUGUACAAAUAAAAUGAAUACUGAAAGAGACGUGAAGAUCCAAGGAAUUUAAAGGCUCUGGAAAUCUUCCGGUGGUUUAUAUAAUCUGACGUAUUCAUUGUAUUCAUUGUCCUCUGAUCUUGCAGGAUGAAUCAUCGCGCUGGAUGAAAGAAGCAAAAGAUUUGUACGACAAGAUCCGAGGAGCCGCAGAUGAGGCAAAGCGAAAGGAAGAACUUUACAAGCAGCUGGUGAGAUGGUCUUUUUGUGUUUUAGUUUGGACUUAUUCCUUGUAAAAAACAGUUGUGUCCCAGAAGGUACAACAUUUAGAAUGGGCUGAUAGUAGUGCCUAAUGUAGUCCUUUUAAGAAAGAAGAAAUGACAAAUGCUGGCUACCCACGAUCUGGGGGUUUGCUACAUUGAUCAAGAAAAACACAUAGUACGUUCUCUAAAUAAAUUUUGGGAAAUCCGUUCUCCGUGAUGUAUAACCCACCAGUCCAGCUUUGCUCUGGUGCUUUAUAUGACUGUUCAAUCCAAGGCUUGACCAGCUAUUUAUAGAUACAACUUGCUUCUCUGGUGUUCAUCUCCUUCCCCUCACCUCUCAUGGUGCCCUACUCCCCUUAAACGUUUGUGUCUCCUGCAGGUGUCAGAGUACGAGUCUCUCCCCAGAGAAGUUUCCCGAGCGGCGUACACCCAGCGCAUCUUGGAAAUUGUAAGCAACAUCAAGAAACAGAAGGAGGAGAUAACAAAGGUAUCCUAUAGGAGUUUUGGGGAGUUAGUACACUGCCUAUAGAAACUUGCUAUCAACUGCACAACAUGUCUUUGUUUUUACCAAAUAUUUUGUAUCUUCACAUUACACCUAUUAAUCGGCAAUGAAUGUUCUUCACUCAUUCUCUCCCAGAAUUUCAUCCCUGCAUCCCACAUUUCUUUGACAUACUCAUUCUGCUUCUUGAUAUGGAGAUCUUCAUUUUUCCAUCCAGAUUCUAUCAGACACUAAAGAUUUACAGAAGGAGAUCAACAAUCUGACAGGGAAGGUUGAUCGGACCUUUGUGGUGACAGACGAGCUGGUGUUUAAGGUAUGGUUCCUCUUCUUUUUUUUUCUUUUCUUUUUUUUUUGUGAAUUACCAUAAUCUGUGUUAUGAAAGUGUUUACCUGACUCCAUUUGUUUAUUUUAUGCUCAGGAUGCCAAAAAAGACGAGCCAGUCAGAAAGGCCUACAAGUAUUUGGCAGCUCUUCAUGAGGUAAGGAUGUCCACAUUGAGCAUACAUCCAUCACUUAGUGGCCCUAGGCUACAGGCUGGCAGGGACAAUGCAUUGCAAGACCAUUUUCAGAUGAUAUGUUCAUGAUUUUGUCACAGAUAAAAUAGUUUUAUUUUUUUUGUAGAUGUGUGUACUUUUACAUGGUGUAUUUUUUUUUUGUAUUUUUUUUUUUUUUGUAUUUCUAAACCUCCGAUUAGUUGUAUAUGACCAUAUUCUAUCCUAUCCCUGGCUUAUCUUUUUGCACGUUGCCCCCAACCCCAGAACUGCAGCCAGCUGAUCCAAACCAUAGAGGACACGGGGACCAUCCUAAGAGAGAUCCGUGAUCUGGAGGAGCAGGUAAUGUAUUCACAUAUAUACUAACCUAUAAUGCUCCUGGCUCUUAAGGGCUGUAAGCUGAGAAAGUAAAAAGUAUUAAGUAACACGGCGUGUAUAUUUACCAAGCUGUGAAUUAUGGAAAAUUGACAAGAGAAUUGCAAUUUGUAAAAUAUAAUGGCUUGGAUGGAAAAAUAGUAUAAUAUUUUGGCCUAUAAUAUGCUUGUCAUUUCUUCACGAUUCAUGGUUUAGUGAGUAAAUCCCAAGGUGUUAGAGUUCAGUAGCUUAACUGAAGGUUUAUUUACAUUCAGAAUUGUUAUAACAUAAUUGCUGUUAUUAUAACAGCUAUAUUGACCCACAUUUUGUAAUUCCCGUUGGAACAAAUCCCAAUUCUCCGCUUAGUGAAUAAACUUCCCACAUGUCGUAAAGCACUUUUAAAAAAUAUUAUUGUACAGUUUGGUAGGAAAGCCACAUUUCCCUUCAAACUAUCUGACUGUGUUAAUGUAAAGGGGAUUUAAAAAAAAAUAAAAAUUUAUCAUACCGAAUUGUUUAGUAUCCAAAAACUAAACAAUAUCGUUUGAAGUUCUUUCGCUUGUUGUGUUUCCUUCUUUUGCUGUCAGCUCUGUCUAGACCAGGAAGUAGCUCAGCCAAUCAGGAGGCUCCUAUUCUGUUUAACAGGUCCUAAACUAUCCCUUAAACUCCUGCCCUGCAGAGGUUUAUAGGAUAUGUAUUGAAGCACUUGGGAGCUGCUUCAAUUAUCAUGUAGAAUGUAUACAAUCCAUGUACUACAUUGCUACCAAAUUUACUGUCUGAUCCAUCUAUUAGACGCAGAUCAUAAACAAGCAGAUAAGAGGCUCCACGUUGAGUUAUAAAAACCUUCCUACUAUUCUAAAAAUUUUGGGUUUUGCUAUAAAAUACAUGCAGCUUCUGUAUAUGUGUGUAAAUAUGGGUAUUUGUAUUCUGGCUGGGUUAGACAAAGACAGAUUCCAUUAAAAGGAUUGUAUUAGGUAGAACCUCUAACGUGCACAAAUCUCUCACCUCUCCUUGCAGAUAGAAACGGAGGCCACCAAGAAGACGCUAAACAAUCUGCAGAAGAUCUUGGAAGAUUAUAAGGCCAUUAAACAGGAGAACACACUUUUAUUGGGCCGUGUCAAGGACAUUUAGAAGGAAGGCACGUCUCAAAGCCCUCUCCUGGAUCUAUUUACAGCCGGAUCACCCAGAGCUCUAUUCUUUUAUGUACUGGCUGCCUAUCUGGCAUAAUACAGUACUCUCUACAUUCAUUUGUAACAAGAAAGGAAAGGACUAUAAUUCCUCACUAAAUAAAACACAUCUAGGCACACACGGUUGUACUUGUCAUGUGUUUUUG
This is a messenger RNA of Pelobates cultripes (western spadefoot toad), 20342 nucleotides long. Lineage: Eukaryota; Metazoa; Chordata; Amphibia; Anura; Pelobatidae. The record is from the annotation of a GenBank genome assembly.